GUGAAAUUGGAGGACUUGGCUCCUCUGUGCACUCCAAGCCGGUGUCCAUCAACCUGCGUCGGGCCAACGGCUCGGCCUUCGUGAUGAAGUCACUGCGAGAGCCCAUGGUGGUGGUCAUGAAGCUCACUGGACAAGAGGGAAAUGCCACCUGUGCCUACUGGGAUGAAGAUGAGCAUCGCUGGUCCAGAGAGGGAAUCACAGCGUUGGGUACGGCCAAUUCGGAGCUGCGCUGCGAAACAACACAUCUGACGAUUUUUGGCGCAGUGCCUAGGUUCUAA
Molecule: messenger RNA, 278 nt
Organism: Durusdinium trenchii
Lineage: Eukaryota; Dinophyceae; Suessiales; Symbiodiniaceae
Source: the annotation of a GenBank genome assembly